Exophiala xenobiotica is the source of this 579-nucleotide messenger RNA. RefSeq lists its product as uncharacterized. The coding region runs from base 1 to 579 and encodes 192 amino acids. NCBI's taxonomy places the organism in Eukaryota, Fungi, Ascomycota, Eurotiomycetes, Chaetothyriales, Herpotrichiellaceae. The record is from RefSeq and is a predicted model, not a curated record. The transcript has a single exon.
AUGCACCAGCCACUGGAAACCUACAUUCAGUGGGAGCUCAAGUCCGAGCAGGUCCCCUGGGCACAAGUCAAACCUGAGGCCUGGAGACGGUUCUACAUCGUAGCCGGUCUUGACCUGGUCCCAGAACAAACCAUAAUCAUUCUACGCACAGGUGCGAGAAUGGACAGAUUCAUGUGGGCCAUGGAGACCGUCCCUUGGAUCCGAGAGAAACGGCCCGUUUAUCUGCAUACAAUCCGGGGCUUGCUCUAUGGAUGGUUGAUGUACUAUAGUGGCGACCGACAGAUCAAAUGGGAGAUCCAGCCCAUUGCCUACAACGGGCCCGUCAUGCUCAGGAUCAAGGAUGGCCGUCUCGACAAAGACGGCGAGCCCACCCACGGAACGUUGGGCUUUUGGCUCGUUGAUGGGAAGGGAAACGGUGCCACGGGUUUCAAUGAGAAGCCAACCGAGACCAUCAAGUUUCAUAUCAAGACACUCCUGGAGAGUCCGGACGGCACGCUUAUCAACAUGCUGCAAUGGAACUCCUGCCCAUGGGGUAAUUUCGAACAGGUGACGACGCCAGGGUCACCGGCGGCCGCGUGA